AAACAGACAUACUGAGAGGAGAGAGAGAGACAGAAAGGGAGACUGGGAGACAGUCUGUACUGCAUUGCAUUGGCACUGGCUUGGAAAGCAAAACAGAACAGAAAAGAGAGAAAAAGGAAGCGAGAGUUUUUCUGGUGAUCCUGGAACAACUGCAACACUGCACUGAAGGAGGAGGGAGGGCAAGUGGGAGGAGAGAAAGAGAAGGAGGGAGAGAAAGGAAAGACAGAAAUAGUCACACACAGAAGCGCAAAACAGACUGUCAAGGAAUAUCUGUCAAGGAAUAAUUUUCCUUCCCGUUGAGUCACUCUAUAAUCUUCCUCCUCCAGCAUGCCUUUGUUCUUCCUCCUCUCCUUCUCUCUUCUAAAAAAAAUCUCAACUUGAACUAUUCAUGCAUUACAUUUUGAAUGCAUCUUUCUCCUCUCCCUGACUCUCACUGUCUCUCUUUCUCCAUCUCUCUCUCUCUGUCUUCCUCCCUCCCUUCUCCUCACCACCUGUUAGUCCUGAUUCUCUCUUCACCGGUAUUUCCAGUUUUACGGGGGAGUUUCACACUCACGCUAUUACUAAGGUAAAACCCGUAGAAGCCUUAAGACACAGAUCAGUGAGCACCGCAGCAAUAUACGAACAGGAAGUGAUGUCACUGAGUACUGCCCCUGUACGUAUAUAGGACCUUCCACCCCCACCGGGGAUUUGGAUACCUGAUGAAGACCUAAGGGUCGAAACGUUGUUAAUAAAUUUCACCUGGGAGCAUGAGCAGCAGUGUUUUCCAUGAGUUUGCCUACAACUCCAGCUCCUGCGGAAAGUUCCUGGAUCCCUAUGACUGUGCGAAAGGGAAACAAGCGCCUGACCAUCUCCAUCCAGGAACACAUGGCCAUUGACGUCUGUCCCGGGCCAAUCCGCCCCAUACGACAGAUCUCUGCCUACUUUCCCCGCCUCUCGCCCACUUCCUCCGUCUCUGAGUUGAAUCCAGCCAAUCCAUCUGGGUUUACCUCCACGCUCAGCCCCAGCAGCGGAGGAGGGGCAGUAGGGGGAGGAGGAGGGGGCGGCGGUGGCCUGUUGUCCCCACUGUUGGCGGGGGCAACGGGAGACGGUGGAGGGGGCACGUUGUCGGCCAUGGGUAGCAUGGACACAUCAAUCGAGAUUGACAGCUGUGACAGCGAUGACAGCACCGCCUUGGGGACAUUGGAGUUUGACCUGCUGUAUGAGCGAGCCACCAGCUCCUUACACUGCACCGUAAUCAAAGCCAAGGGUCUGAAGCCGAUGGAUUUCAAUGGCCUGGCCGAUCCUUACGUCAAGCUACACCUGCUCCCAGGAGCCUGCAAGGCGAACAAACUGAAGACCAAGAUCGUGCACAACACCCUGAACCCUGUGUGGAAUGAAAGACUCACCUACCUGGGCAUCACAGAGGAGGACAUGUACAGAAAGACACUCAGGGUGUCUGUGUGUGACGAGGACAAGCUGACGCAUAACGAGUUCAUCGGAGAGUCGCGGGUGGCCCUGCGCCGCGUGAAGCCUGACCAAACCAAACGCUUCAACAUUUGUCUGGAACACCCACCGCCCCUUCCCUCCCCUUCUGCAAUGAGUGCGGCACUGAGAGGCAUUUCCUGCUACCUGAGAGAGUGGGAGAGUGAACAGCAGAGGAGUCUGGAGGAGAGGGGUCGUCUGCUGCUCUGCCUGCAGUUCCUCCCCACGUCCGGUGUGGUCGAUAAGGCCAAAGGGGAGGAGAGGGCCCACGGAGGGCUCUGUGUGGGUGUGCGACGCUGCGCCCACCUAGCCGCCAUGGACGUCAAUGGAUUCUCGGACCCCUAUGUCAAAACGUACCUCAAGCCAGACCUGCAGAAGAAAUCCAAGCAUAAAACAGCCGUCAUAAAAAAGACUCUUAACCCAGAGUUUAAUGAGGAGUUCUUCUAUGAGAUCUCCUUCACGGAGCUGUCCACCAAAACCCUGGAGGUCACCGUCUGGGACUACGACCUAGGGAAAUCCAACGAUUUUAUUGGAGGCGUGUCCUUAGGCUGUCACUCACAAGGAGAAACUCUCCAGCAUUGGAUAGACUGUCUGAAGAACAAGGGCACAAAGGUGGAGCGAUGGCACACGUUGACCAAUGAGCUGCCUGGAUCCACAUUCCAUGAAUGAAAAUGGGCCAAUAAUAAUAUCUCACCACUGUACUGUUUUUGGCCAAAAUGUUUGGCUAAAUUGGGAUUAUGGAUGGAAGGUGUUCAUCAUCGCAUGUUAUGAAGAUGUAUUCUGCAUGCUUUGAACAUUUGAGUUCAGAAAGAAAUGGUAGGGGUGUGGGGUUAGUUGAGCCAAAGGGGUUAGUUAAGGCAUCCUUGUUUCUAAGAAACCAUACACAAAAUAUAUAAUUUGGCCAAAUACUUAGGAAGCAGUCAUCAUUUCAUGGAGUCUGUGAAGAAGGGUUUCCUAAACUCGGUCCUCGGCACCAAGGGGUGCACUUUUAAAAAAUUCCCUAGCACUACACAGCUGAUUCAAAUAAUCAACUAAUCAUCAAGCUUUGAUCAUUUUAAUUAGCCGUGUAGUGUUCAGGCAAAAAAAAAAAAAAACAUGCACCCCUUGGGGUCCCGGGGACUGGAUUUGGGAAAUGCUGCUGUGAAGGAAGAAACCAGGAAAAAGUGGGACGCAAGUCAGGUCCCCAAAAAUGAUUUUCACCAAGUCAAAUGAAUAUGUGUUAGAGGUUUCAUGAUGCUUGUAUUUGAACCAAAGUAGAUCAUUUUAAGAUUGUUCUAUACAUCAGUUGGGGUCUUUAUGAGUUUCAAUAUGAGGUCCUAAACCUAGCAUGAAGUUCAUCCUUGUAGCUGUGUGGGCUAAUAUAGUCAAAAUGUUUACAUUUUGGAUAAGUGUUUUCUUCCCAGUCAUAAUGCAAGGCAUUAUCGCUGGGACAUGAGGUAAUAACAGGGCAUGGCCUAUGUUAAAAAUGCUUAAAAUGAUUCAAAGACAAAAAGUGCUUGUGAUUGUGUUGAAUUGUGUUUGGAAAAUAAAGAUAGACAUGGUUUUAAAAA
Molecule: messenger RNA, 3011 nt
Organism: Oncorhynchus kisutch (coho salmon)
Lineage: Eukaryota; Metazoa; Chordata; Actinopteri; Salmoniformes; Salmonidae
Product: double C2-like domain-containing protein alpha
Exons: 13
Coding region: 766-2130 (454 amino acids)
Biological process (GO): exocytosis; spontaneous neurotransmitter secretion; regulation of calcium ion-dependent exocytosis
Cellular component (GO): synapse; extrinsic component of synaptic vesicle membrane
Source: RefSeq, a predicted model, not a curated record